AAAAUGGGAAAAUGAAUAAGAGUAGGAAGGAAGGAUUGUAAGAAAAUUAAGGGAAGUAAUUCGCUUAAACUGUCUACACUUCCGUACCGCAACAAUCGCUCAAGAAUGGUCCUUCAUUAGAACUUAGUACGGAGUGGAUAGAUGGCUCCGGCCGGGCUGUCAGCGGGCCCGGAUCAGGCAGGCAUCCGGGCAUCCGAAUGGCGCCGUGGGGCCGGAUGGGGAUUUCCGCCCGGGAAGUAGUACUCCCUUCUCAUCAUAUCCAAGACCACCAGCUAAGUACUAACCUCUGCCCCCCAUUACACUCCCAAGUGCCCCUCCUGACCCUUUCUUCCACUCUUCCGAAUAUAAAGACCGUGCGAUGUCCAGAUAGCUUAGCUGGCCAUCAUGUUUAGUUGGAAUCGUCUCCUAAAUAUCCUAUAGCUCAACGGAUUCAAGUCAUUGUUUUGAUAACCAACAUGGUCUCUUCCCAUCCACAGCUUAUUUUCGGAGGUGGUAACAUCGGCCAGGACUGGACCACAAGAGAGUCCGUUGAGGAACUCCUACAAACUCUCAAGUCCCUCGGAAUCUCGAGACUUGACACCGCGCCCCGAUACCCAACAGGCCGCAUAGGAGGCUCCGAGCGGCUUCUCGGUGAAACUGGUGCGGCAGCCCAGGAUUUUGCCAUAGAUACCAAGAUACUGGUCCUCAAUCGCGACGCGAGUGGCACGCUCGAACCUCCAGCUGUGGCAGAGUCUCUGCAAGCAAGCUAUGACCGCUUGCACUUUCCUCAGGACAAGAAGGUUCACGUACUCUAUUGUCAUGCCGCAGAUCCCACCACUCCGCUGGAGGAGCAGGCCGCAGGGAUCGAUGCGCAAUAUCGAAAGGGGCUUUUUGAUCAGCUCGGCGUAUCCAAUUUUCCACUUGAGGUGCUUGCUGAAUACUUGGAUAUCUGUGAACAAAAAGGCUACGUGAAGCCUACCGUUUGCCAAAACCCCUACAACCUCGUCAGCCGUGAGGCAGAACAACUCAUCCCUUCCUUGAGAAAGCAUGGCGUGGUCUUCAAUGCCUAUAGUCCUCUGGCAAUGGGAUUCCUUAGCGGAAAGCUGACAGCAGGAGAUGUACAGGGAACUCGUUUUGGGGAAGGAAAUACCAUGGGUGCCCACGGCCGGUUGCUCUAUGACAAGCAAGAGAUGCAUAAUGCUAUUCACUUUCUGACCAAGACCUUGGAGCCCUACAAUAUUUCUAAGCCAGAGGCCGCUUUACGAUGGCUCUCCUACCACUCCCUCCUGGGGCCGGAAGAUGGCAUCAUACUGGGGGCAAGCAAGAUUCCUCAGCUAGAGCAGAACGUCCAAGCCAUCAAGAAUGGACCGCUACCCGAUGAGGUAGUGUCGGCGAUUGAUUCUUUGUGGAAGACGCUAUCAUGAUAAAGGUGGGAUACGGAUUAGGGAUAAUAAUCGAAUACCAAGGUAGCAUCUGGUGGCACGAAAUCCACAGAUUU
This is a messenger RNA of Aspergillus sclerotioniger CBS 115572, 1477 nucleotides long. RefSeq names its product aldo/keto reductase family protein. Bases 456 to 1403 code for a protein of 315 amino acids. NCBI's taxonomy places the organism in Eukaryota, Fungi, Ascomycota, Eurotiomycetes, Eurotiales, Aspergillaceae. The record is from RefSeq and is a predicted model, not a curated record. The transcript has 3 exons. Gene Ontology annotation, cellular component: cytosol.